Molecule: messenger RNA, 1055 nt
Organism: Aplysia californica (California sea hare)
Lineage: Eukaryota; Metazoa; Mollusca; Gastropoda; Aplysiida; Aplysiidae
Source: RefSeq, a predicted model, not a curated record
GAACACAUGAAGUGGCUCAGAAUGAGGGAGGGCAUUUGAGCUCUUACUCGGAAUGCCAAAAGCACCCUGGCCAUCUCCCGUUCUUCUCUGUUAAUGACUUCGGAGUGGACGCCCUUGGCAACGUUCCCCAGGGUUUUUGCAAGGAAGACGUUGUUUCUUGGGUGAAGAGUUGGGCGCCUUUGGUAGUCAAAAUAUGUUCAUUAUUUAUCAGCGAACAGCGACCUCCCACAUGGGAGAACCAGUCCCCUUACCCAUUUGCUGACAUCAGAGGUCAAUUCGUCAAUCACAUGGGAAGUGGGUGUGUGCGUGUCGUAUUGGGUCCUAUUGAAGGCCUGUGUUUCUGUUACUCGUGCAGUAAGUCUGGGGUGAAGAAAAACAAGUAUUGGGAAAUUCAAAUACUCACUGCCCGUCACGUAGUUUUCGACGACUUGGAAGCGAACUGGUGUAAUAUUGUUUGCUUUGAUGAGCGUCCAGACAAGAAUGGCACACAGAUAGUACGCAGUUGCAAAGUUCUAGACGCUGACACGGAGAAAGACACUUGUUGUCUACUGUGUUACACACAUAGCAGUGAUCUAGCACAAAACUUAAAGAGACUGAGUGACACACGCUAUGAAAUAGACCUCAGAGUAGCACAGAACGUUAAGGAACGUUGUUCUCAGCUUCGCGAGGAAGACAAGAGUAGGCCUACGUUUAGGACAAUUAAAGAGUUAAGAGACCAACGAGAUGAAACAGACGCCAAAAUUGCUCAGCUUUUGUUAGACAAAACAACUUACAGACUCUUGGUUUUUGUCAUCUCACACCCGCACGGUUGUGCGAAGCGCAUUACUGUAGGACACCACAGGGGGCGGGAGAAAGGUUGUCUGACAUACAAGGCAGCUACUUGCCCGGGCAGUAGCGGUGGUGCUGUUCUGAUUCUAGGGCUGCGCGUCGUUUCUGAGGCGCUGUGGAGGAAAGAGUGGUGUGGUCGGUUUGAGUCAGCCCCGCACAGUUGUGCCCUGGAGACUGGUGUUGGCCGCAGUGCCGCUUGGUUGUGGGACACAUGAUAGGUGAUGCUC